AUGAAUAAUUUAUUACGACGAAGAUUUUUCUGUAUUUCAUCAAUUCAGGACUCACAGGAAUAUUUAACUCAUUGUUUGAUCAAUGGUAAUUUGAAUUCAACUGUUUUUAAAGGUACUUUAUAUGAAUUAUAUGUUAAACUGUAUUUAGAAUCAAAUUUCCAUUGUUUUGAUUUAAUUAAAAUUGGAGGUGCUAAUGAUAAUGGUGCUGAUAUAAUUGGUAGAUGGAAUUUACUACCUUUUUAUGAAGAAAUUAAACAUGAAGAAAUUGGUAAAUUACCAGUUGGUGCUUCUUUACUCAAAACAUCAAUUGAACUGAAAUAUUUUAAUUGUGCGAGAACUCAAACUUCAUUAUCGGAUAUUAAUUUGGUGGUGCAAUGUAAGAACCACAAGGGUAAAUUGGGUCCCAUGUAUAUUAGAGAAGCAGGAAUUGUACUUAAUCAUUUAAAAUAUCCUAAAAAUUCAAGUUUUAUGUUUAUUGUAUCUCCUAAUAAUUUAAGUACUAAAGCAAUUGAUCAAAUGAAUAAUACUCAACUGGCUUUAAUUCAUUUAUCUAUUACUCCUUUAACUUGUGAAAAUCAUUCAAAAGAUCUUAAAAAAUGGAAAGGUGGUAAUUUAUCACUGAUUUAUAUAAAUAAUUAUGCUAGAAAAUUAUUAAUGGGAUUUAAAAUGGAACAACAAUUAAAAAAAUAUAUAUUAGAUUAG
Molecule: messenger RNA, 702 nt
Organism: Insectozyma verbasci
Lineage: Eukaryota; Fungi; Ascomycota; Pichiomycetes; Serinales; Debaryomycetaceae
Source: the annotation of a GenBank genome assembly